CAAGUUUACCGAGUCCAUUGGCUGAGGGCAAAGGCACUAUGGGAUCGAUGGAGGGAAGAAAUGCUAUUGGUCACAUUCGAGAUGGAUUGGACAUGUAAGUUCUUUUUGUGGAAAACAACCAUAUGGGGCGAGCACAUGCAGGAAUCAUUGGAGAAACGACUUCCGGGUCACGGAUGCUACGCCGGAAGGCAAUCCCACAUGUAUUCAUUGCUGGCACAGGAUGCGCAGGCAGCUUUUCAAGACCUACAAAAUGUGUUGAUAGAGGCUGGAGAUGAAUGA
Messenger RNA from Suillus fuscotomentosus, 279 nucleotides. RefSeq lists its product as uncharacterized. The record is from RefSeq and is a predicted model, not a curated record. The transcript has a single exon. Lineage: Eukaryota; Fungi; Basidiomycota; Agaricomycetes; Boletales; Suillaceae. The annotation marks the transcript as partial.